Messenger RNA from Rhagoletis zephyria (snowberry fruit fly), 661 nucleotides. RefSeq names its product alpha-tubulin N-acetyltransferase 1-like. Gene Ontology annotation, biological process: alpha-tubulin acetylation. Gene Ontology annotation, cellular component: microtubule. Gene Ontology annotation, molecular function: tubulin N-acetyltransferase activity. NCBI's taxonomy places the organism in Eukaryota, Metazoa, Arthropoda, Insecta, Diptera, Tephritidae. The record is from RefSeq and is a predicted model, not a curated record.
CCAAAUGGCCACUUUCCAAUUCGACAUACGCAGCCUCUUUCCCCAGCCCAUUGUCAAGGUCACCUCAAACUUAUUGCCGCACACAUUUCACGGCGAUCAGCGUCAGAUCGUAGCUACUUCCGCAAAGAUGGCAGCUAUCAUCGAUCAUCUGGGACAACUCUCAGCCGUGGCACAAAAUCUGACUAAACCAGUUACAACUGCACAGAAACUUCGCUCGUCCGACAAUCAAGUCGUCUAUCUAAUGGCCGAUGUGGGCGACUGCGAUGGGCGUGGGGAUGAAGUCAUCGGUUUGCUAAAGAUCGGCACCAAAGAUUUGUAUCUGUUUGAUGAAUUUGGUGAAACCAGAAAAGUCGACAAAGCUCCCUGCAUACUGGAUUUUUAUAUACACGAUUCCCGACAGCGCACAGGUUUGGGGAAGAAACUCUUUCAAACCAUGUUGAGCGAGGAGAAGUGGGUGCCCGUCAAAUGCUCGGUGGAUCGGCCAUCCGAAAAGCUGUUGGGAUUCCUCAAGAAACAUUACGGUCUGGAACGUGCAAUACCACAGGCGAAUCAUUUUGUACUCUACGACGGAUUCUUUGAGCGCGAGGGGGAGGGCAGCAACGAGAAGGCAAGUGAUGUGACGCGGUCACGAAAAAUGCUUAUGGCCAAUAGAUAUCUGUGA